Pteropus alecto (black flying fox) is the source of this 836-nucleotide messenger RNA. RefSeq names its product cytochrome b5. Bases 141 to 545 code for a protein of 134 amino acids. The transcript is spliced from 5 exons. Gene Ontology annotation, cellular component: mitochondrial outer membrane; intracellular membrane-bounded organelle. The record is from RefSeq and is a predicted model, not a curated record. Gene Ontology annotation, molecular function: heme binding. NCBI's taxonomy places the organism in Eukaryota, Metazoa, Chordata, Mammalia, Chiroptera, Pteropodidae.
CCUCUGUGGCUCCGGCCGCCCUGUUCCCGUCGCCGGUCCCGGGAGCGAGAAUGACCCCGCCCUGGCUUGUUUAAAGUGCACGCUCUGUUCCGUCCGGCUCCGCUGGUGUCUGCAGGGCCUGAGGGUCGCCGCUUUCCGAAAUGGCCGAGGCGUCGGACAAGACCGUCAAGUACUACACCCUGGAAGAGAUCCGGAAACACAACCACAGCAAGAGCACCUGGGUGAUCCUGCACCAGAAAGUGUAUGAUUUGACCAAAUUUUUGGAGGAGCAUCCCGGCGGGGAAGAAGUCUUAAGAGAACAAGCCGGGGGUGACGCUACCGAGGACUUUGAGGACGUUGGGCACUCUUCAGAUGCGAGAGAAAUGUCUAAAACAUUUAUCAUUGGGGAGCUUCACCCAGAUGACAGAAAAAAGAUAACCAAGCCUUCGGAAAUUCUUCUUACUACCGUUGACUCGAAUUCCAGCUGGUGGACCAACUGGGUGAUCCCGGCCAUCUCGGUGCUGGUAAUUGCCCUGAUGUAUCACUUCUACAUGGCAGAAGACUAGCUACAUCCUCAGAAGCUAAUGAAAGAAAAGACUGCUUUAGACCAGGGAGAAUGAAGCCCACGUUAACUGUUUCAGCUGACAGAAACCUUCACCUGAACGUAAUUGUAAUACACUUCUUUCCCUUUCCUCCUACGUUAGAAACAAACCAAAAAGAACUGUUCUCUUCUCUCUGCUCGUGAACUUUUGCAGUGUGCCUUUUUAUUCAUCAACUUUAUUUUGAUGUUCCAUGACUACAUAAUUUACUUGUUGUUAGUAGGAUCUUCUAAAAAUAUAUCUGACUUUUAAAAGAUA